UAAUGUGUGGUGACGUGCCGUGAAUCUCGAAACGUGGCUGACGUUUGCGUUGUUUUGUCAGUUUUCCUUUCGUUAUUUCCAGCAGCGGUGGCCGCUAAUAGUGCGCUAAAUUGCGUUUCGCAAAGUAUUAUCUAAAAACUUAAUACUUUAAUUAUUACAAAAUAAUGGAUCAAAUCGCGAAGUUCGUAGAGCCUGGCAAGCAGUUCGCCAAGGACUCCAUCAGACUGGUGAGGAGAUGCACCAAACCAGACAGGAAAGAAUUCCAAAAGAUUGCCAUCGCCACAGCCAUCGGUUUCUGCAUCAUGGGCUUCAUCGGAUUCUUUGUCAAACUGAUACACAUUCCCAUUAACAACAUCAUUGUCGGAUCAUAGACUGCCUAGUUUAGUUUUAGACGUAAUUCUACAUUUAAGACCUCCAACAACUCUAUAAGUUAUCUGUCGUAAAUUUCAUUUAUAAUUGUUUCUUAAAAAAAUAAAUUAUUCAAUAAACUUUU
Messenger RNA from Helicoverpa zea (corn earworm), 493 nucleotides. Its product is annotated as protein transport protein Sec61 subunit gamma. Gene Ontology annotation, cellular component: membrane; Ssh1 translocon complex. Gene Ontology annotation, biological process: post-translational protein targeting to membrane, translocation; protein targeting. The coding region runs from base 165 to 371 and encodes 68 amino acids. The transcript is spliced from 3 exons. The record is from RefSeq and is a predicted model, not a curated record. Lineage: Eukaryota; Metazoa; Arthropoda; Insecta; Lepidoptera; Noctuidae. Gene Ontology annotation, molecular function: transmembrane protein transporter activity.